Messenger RNA from Stegastes partitus (bicolor damselfish), 4007 nucleotides. RefSeq names its product potassium channel, subfamily K, member 1b (gene kcnk1b). The coding region runs from base 140 to 1147 and encodes 335 amino acids. The record is from RefSeq and is a predicted model, not a curated record. The transcript is spliced from 3 exons. Gene Ontology annotation, biological process: stabilization of membrane potential; potassium ion transmembrane transport. Lineage: Eukaryota; Metazoa; Chordata; Actinopteri; Pomacentridae. Gene Ontology annotation, molecular function: potassium ion leak channel activity; outward rectifier potassium channel activity. Gene Ontology annotation, cellular component: plasma membrane.
UUUGGCGAAGGGGGAAGAGAAUCCUCAUUUGAGCGUUGUCUUUCAACAACAUCCUUCUCAGUGGCUUAUAAUCAGUUCCUGUACCACGUUAGUUUAUCUUUCUGAGCAUCUUAACAGCGAGGUGGUAAACCUCUUGAAAAUGCUUCAGUCUCUCGCCAGCAAUUCCUGCGUGCGUUUGAUUCAGAGUCACAAAUCGACGUGGUAUUUCGUCUCGCUGGUUUUGGGGUACCUUCUGUACCUCGUAUUCGGCGCCGUCGUCUUCUCCUCGGUCGAGCUGCCCUACGAAGACCUCCUGCGACAGGACCUGAGGGCCGUCAAAAAGCAGUUCCUCCAGGACCACGAAUGUCUCUCCGAGGAGCGUCUGGAGCGUUUUCUGAAGAAAGCGCUGGAGGCCAGUAAUUAUGGGGUUUCCAUUCUCAAUAACGCCUCGGCUAACUGGAACUGGGACUUCACCUCGGCGCUGUUCUUCGCCAGCACGGUGCUGUCCACCACAGGAUAUGGUCACACAGCACCACUGUCAGAUGGAGGAAAGGCCUUCUGCAUUAUAUACUCAGUGAUUGGCAUCCCCUUCACCCUCCUUUUCCUGACUGCUGUGGUGCAACGGAUCAUGGUGUUCAGCACACGGAGGCCCAUCAUGUACAUCCACACACGUUGGGGCUUUUCCAAGCCACUAGUCGCCAUCGUUCACGCCACCCUGCUCGCCUUGUUGGCCGUCUCUUGCUUCUUCCUCAUCCCUGCCGCCAUCUUCUCCGCACUGGAGGAGAACUGGAACUUCCUGGAGUCCUUCUACUUCUGCUUCAUUUCCCUCAGCACCAUCGGCCUGGGCGACUAUGUGCCUGGGGAGGCCGCGAACCAAAAGUUCAGGGAGUUCUACAAAGUGGGCAUCACUGUCUACCUGAUCCUGGGUCUGAUAGUCAUGCUGGUGGUGCUGGAGACCUUCUGCGAGCUGCAGCAACUGAAACAACUGAGGAAAAUGUUCUACCUUAAGAAAGAGAAGCCGCAGGACCGCCUCGCCAUUUUGGAGCACGACCACCUGUCCUUCACCACUGUGUCCAACACAGCCACUCCCCACAGCGAGGACAAAACCCAGCCGUUUGUCAGUGUCCCAACUCUGGUCUCUCCCAACGACGAUCCUAUGAUCCAGUAAACGUCGGAGUGAACACCUAAGAAAGGGAUGAAAAUAUGAAAGCAGGGGGGUAAAUGCACGCAAGACUAGAGGUAGUAGAUAGAACGAGUAGAUCACCAUCUCAGCUAUAGGCGUUCUGCAACACUCAGCCCUGCAAAUUUAGUAGUUAAACUGGCUGAGAAUACUCUGAUCAAGCAAACAGUCUUCUCUACAAAACCACAAAACUGACAAUAUAGUGUUACGCAGCCGAGAUUAAAUUUAGGUACAUUAAUAGAAGAGAAAAUUAAUAUUUUAACAGUGGCUAUGAAUACAAAGUCAAGGAUAAAAGAAGAGGCUUCUGCUGUAUUUAUGACUCACAGAAACUAAGCACCUUUAAGAGCUGCAUUAUUUAUUGCAUAUUUAGGAAUACUUUACAAAGUAAUUGGUCUCUUAAAUCUAGCAGGAAUAAAGACAGGUCCCUGUUGUCUGUCGCAAAAUAGUACAUAAAUAUGUAUGUAUCUUAUAAAUAGAGAAGCUUGACAGGUAUGUGGAGUGUACAUAUUCAGGUAAAUGUUUUAAUCGUACAGUACAGUGGCGCCUUGAAUUAACACACCUGGUAAAGAUGAGCCAAAGUGUAGCCAAAACACACAAACAUCUACAAGUAAAUAACUGUCAUUUCAAUUAACUUUGAGUUGUUUACUCGUAAGGUAUCUUCACGUUCUUUUUUGUUUUUAAGUUUUGUUUUUUUUAAGGCUUUGCGCUUGGUGCAAUCUAAUCACUUUGUUGCUGUGUAAGCUCUGCAGCGCUUUAUUGCAUUCGUAGCAGUUGAAUUGGCUCCUAUUGAUUUUUUUAAAAAAGUUUCAGGGCCCCGUUUCUGCAUAAUGUGGGUCACAAUUGACUGAAAGGGAGGAUACAGUUUGAAAGGAGGGACGAUGGAUCUUGUUUAUGUGCAAUAAACCAGGCUGAGAUCCAUCAUAAAAGUAUGCUAUUUUUUAAAAAUUAAAGCAGGCUUUUGCUCCAGGCGCUCCCAAGAAGAAACAAUACACUCUUAUGUGUAAGGACAGAGUUAUGUUUUGUAGCAUCUUUGGGUCAUCUUUAUAGAGGUGUUGAGUAUUCCGGUCGCACUCCACAUUGUCACAUUUCAUCGUGAGGGAAAAUAUUUUCUCAUGUUGCAGUGCUGUUUCAGAGUUGUCCAUGUGUGAAGCACUAUAAUUUAUUGAUUCGUCUGAAUGGCUUAAUGUGUGCUGGACUGUGUGAAAAGGGAAGCGAGGUUAGCCCAGCUUAUGAAGGGAACUACAGAGGGCUGGCUCGUUGCAUUUUACCAUCAAUGAAGAGAGCUCUGUGUGGAGCCAGGCAGUGGUGCAGAAAAAACUAACUGUCGGAGUUUCUCUGAAAGAAAAGGCUUCAGAUUUCAUCCAUGAAAACAGCAGAUAUUUUUUUAUUCAAACGGCACUUGUUGCGGAUGAUCUGUAAAAGCUUGAGGAUUGCUCUAAGCAAGGAAAGAGUUUGGUUCAACUGUUUUACUGUAUUUGCAAAAUUUGAAUGUAGAAAUGUAUAUUUUUGAAUAUGACACGAGGGAAGUUUACAGCAUUUUGUUAAUUAAAUAGUGAAAGCAAUUCUGUACUGGAAACGGUACAUUAGGAAAACUUGAAAUUCUGAAUUCAGGCAGCAGGAGUGCAGCUAGAACAUCCCAGGUCUAAUUAUCUACCGCAUCAGUUUUAGAUCUGCUCACCAAACAAGAACCACGUUCAAUAUUUAAAAACGGUGGAUAUACACACUUUGCAAGUUUUUAUGAGAUGUCGCUGCUGUGUGUAGUUAAAAAUAUAUUUCUAGCUUGAGGAAAAAGGUUUUGGAAUAAUUUCAAGUCAGUAUCCGUCCUCUAAUAUUCUGUUUUGUGCAAAGACACCCACACAAACAGUGUAGCGUACUGCUGUAAUGACAAUGUUUUUGUCAUGUUUUAUUUUGUAGUACAUAGUGCAACAGAGAAAUCUGCAUUUUUAAUUAAUUUUAACAGUGUCACAGUCUUGGUAAAGAGUUUGAAGUUCUGACCUCAUUUUCUCUUGUACAUUAGCACAUCAAGACAAAGUCACAUUUUUUUAAAAGUCUUGAAUGUAAUGUUUUUUAAUGCUUUUUGCUGCAGUGAGAUUUGAGGCCUGGUCACGGUGCAGCUUUGGUUGUUGCUGCUCUGUUGGCUCUAGUUUAGUAGUGACAGUAGUAACAUUUGCGUACAGGUGGGCUCAAGCGAGGUGUCAUGAACGCUUGUUAAAAAUCAGCUUUGACUGUGUCACCGUCUGAGUUGCUCUCUGAUCUUUAAUAUUUUAAAGAUCAGUUCUGUUUGUUUUUUUUUUUACCAGUUUGGGCCUUCAUGUAAAACAGCGAUACAGCGAAUUGCCUGCUGAAACGAAAGAGAACUUUUUUGCAAACUUGGGUUUUCUCUCUUACUGUAAGAUGUUUCACUGUUUUGUAGAUACCUUAAAUAGAUUGAUGUCAAGGCUUUGAUCCUACAGCGUUACUAUUUUCGGCAGUGUUUGUCUUCAUGCGCAUACAGUUCGUCUCAAAUGUGAAAGCUGUCAGGUAAAGUAGUUCUAGUUUUGUUCAGGGAAUAAACUUUGUGUAAAGGAUUACAAAUGGAAGCACACUGACAUUAUUUAUUUAUGCUGUGAAAAAACAGACAUGUUUUUGUAGUCAUAGGUUUUUGUAGUCUUCAUAUCUCUUCCAUUGUUGUGGUGGAUGCUCUAGAUUCACAGUUCAGUAUUUUCAGUGUUACAAUACCAAUAUUGUAAUACAGGGUUGCCAUGGAGUAGUAAUGUUUUUAUGUGAAACUCAUUUUGUCAUAGGAAACAAACACACGAACUGUAAAAUGUACAUGUCUUAAAUAAAGUGUUGGUUUCAUUUUAUUUAA